Messenger RNA from Peromyscus eremicus (cactus mouse), 1346 nucleotides. RefSeq names its product carboxymethylenebutenolidase homolog (gene Cmbl). NCBI's taxonomy places the organism in Eukaryota, Metazoa, Chordata, Mammalia, Rodentia, Cricetidae. Gene Ontology annotation, molecular function: hydrolase activity. The transcript is spliced from 6 exons. The coding region runs from base 141 to 878 and encodes 245 amino acids. The record is from RefSeq and is a predicted model, not a curated record.
CCACUUCCCGUGCUAGACCAGGCUCCUCCCUCCCUCUGCAAGGCUCUCCACUGGCAGCAAGCUCCAGGGCGUCUGCUCCCGCUGCUUGCCUGCCUGCCUUCUUCACCUCUCCACCAGACAAGCCUGACAUCAAGACCCCAAUGGCUAAUGAAGCUAACCCUUGCCCAUGUGACAUUGGUCACAAGCUAGAGUAUGGUGGCAUGGGCCAGGAAGUUCAGGUUGAGCACAUCAAGGCAUAUGUCACCCGGUCCCCUGUGGAUGCAGGCAAAGCGGUGAUCGUCGUCCAGGAUAUAUUUGGCUGGCGGCUGCCCAACACCAGGUAUAUGGCUGACAUGAUUGCUGGAAAUGGAUACACAGCCAUCGUCCCAGACUUCUUUGUGGGGCAAGAGCCAUGGGACCCAGCUGGUGACUGGUCUACUUUCCCUGAGUGGAUAAAGUCAAAAAAUCCCAGAAAUAUCAAUCGAGAGGUCGAGGCUGUCAUGAGGUAUCUGACACAACAGUGUCAUGCCCAGAAGAUUGGCAUUGUAGGCUUCUGCUGGGGAGGAGCUGUUGUGCACCAUGUGAUGAUGACAUACCCGGAAGUCAGGGCAGGGGUGUCUGUUUACGGCAUCAUCAGAGAGUCCGAAGAUAUUUAUAAUUUGAAGAACCCAACGUUGUUCAUUUUUGCAGAAAAUGAUACCGUGAUCCCACUUGAGCAGGUCUCUGUGCUGACCCAGAAACUGAAGGAACACUGCAUAGUUAAUUACCAAGUUAAAACAUUUUCUGGGCAAACUCAUGGCUUUGUGCAUCGGAAGAGAGAAGACUGCUCCCCUGCUGACAAGCCCUACAUUGAGGAGGCGAGGAGGAAUCUCAUUGAGUGGCUGAACAAGUUCAUUUAACAGCACUCAAGCACACAACAGCUGUCAAUCAAGUCUGCCUGGACACAAUUACCCAGCUGAUUUCUUACUUUACUUAAAAUAUAGGAAUCGUAAAAACUUUUCUGAAACAUAGCAGAAACUACGUGAAAAAUACUUAACACAAUAGAAAUUUUUAAUAAAAGCUCGUUACCCGAAGACUUCAAAUGACAGUGUAACUAUAAUUAUUAGGGGAAUCUGGGGCCAUUCAGGGACCAGCUGGGUUCUCAGAUGUGGCUUUACAUUGUUAACUGAAGACUGUUAAAACAAGUUAUGUGCAAAGCCAGGAAGAUCACAAGUUGUCAACUAGGUAGGUUAACCCCCGCCCCCCAGAUGUUUAUGGGCUUUGGUGAAGCUCAAUGCCACCCAUAUGCACUUUGGUGUGAGUAGUGUUGGAAUUCAGCUCCCAUAGACCCAAUUAUUCAAUCUAAUAAACUGAUUUUUUUGAAUUUA